UUAAUUUAUUGCUUAAUUCGCUUAUCUUCUUAUAUUACUACUACCACUACUACUACUACUACUACUACUACUACUACUACUACUACUACUACUACUACUACUACUACUACUACUACUACUACUACUACUACUACUACUACUACUACUACUACUACUACUACUACUACUACUACUACUACUACUACUACUACUACUACUACUACUACUACUACUACUACUACUACUACUACUACUACUACUACUACUACUACUACUACUACUACUACUACUACUAAAAGCCAUUCACUGAUAUCGAAGAUUUACACAUAA
Molecule: messenger RNA, 309 nt
Organism: Schistosoma turkestanicum
Lineage: Eukaryota; Metazoa; Platyhelminthes; Trematoda; Strigeidida; Schistosomatidae
Source: the annotation of a GenBank genome assembly